UUAUUCGCAGCCAUUUUACAAUUCACUGUUAGUCAGGAAAGAACUUUUGAGAUUCCCUUUAUUUUCCCGAUAGAAUGACUUUAUUUCAUUUCGGAAAUUGUGUGGCUUUAGCGUACUUUCCUUAUUUUAUUGUCUACAAGUGUUCUGGACUGUCAGAGUACAGUGCAUUUUGGAGAUGUGUGAAGGCAGGGGCUGCGUACCUCGUAACACAACUUUGUAAGAUGUUGGUAUUAGCAACUUUCUUUCCCACAUCAGAUGUUUCUGCAGGUCAUAUCGACUUUAUAGGGGAAUUUCUUAGAUCCACAGUUGACUUUGCAGAUCUUGUUGGCCUUCAUUUAGUUAUGACUAAAAUUGCUGGCAAAGGUGAAUUGAAGGUUUUAGUGGCUGGUGUUGGUUGGGCUACAGCUGAGCUUGUGAUGACUCGUCUCCUUCCCUUGUGGGUCGGUGCAAGAGGGGUUGAAUUUGACUGGAAAUACAUACAAAUGAGUUUUGAUGCUAACGUCAGCUUGAUUCAGCAUAUAUCUACAGCAGCUCUUGUGUGGUUAUGGAGCAGGACAGAUCUGCAGAAAUCCUUCCUGCCAAUAGUUAUGGUUUUCAUGUCUCUAACAUGCUAUAGGCCUCUUCUUAUUGAUGUUUUGAGCCAUGUAAUGGGAAUCCAAUCCUGGAGCUUGCUGCUAUUAAAAACAACUUUCACCUCCUGCAUUGGACUUGUUGCACUUCAACUGUACCUGACACUAACUGCUGGGAAACAGAUCAGGACUUAAAGAGCUUCUAUGUACAGUCAAUCCUUAAAUAAGUGCCGAUCCUAUCAACCAUGUCAUAUAAUAUAUUCUACAAAAAUAACCAAACAGUGAAAUGGUCUCAAAUUUUUGUUUCACUGACACAAUUGUGUUCUUUGAUGAAUCCUAUCAAGGCCUUAGAUUUGUCACACAUAAUCAGUAAGGGAGCAAUCCAAAUUAUUUCCAGAUGUGAGGCACUAUUUCAUCAUUCUCUAUGGACUGAAUUCAGUUACAUCUUAACAUGUCUUUCAUCUAGAUUUGAAUCUGUCCAUUAUUUUAAGGCCACAAAUGAGUUAGAAACAAGUGACAAAAGGUGGCCAAAAAGGUCAUUCAGCCUUUUGAUCCUGUAUUUCAGUUCUCUUUUAAAUUAAGGUACCCAUGUUGCUUAAUCAAAGAGUUGUAGUUACUGUUACUUGUAUUUAUUGAAACAUUUCAAAUGCAUAAGUCAGCAUAACACCAAAUGCAUUUAAUAUCAGGAGUUAUCACAACUGUGAAUUCAGCUUCUUUAAUUAGGCCAGUUACAGGUGUAAUAUUCUAGUGUUCUUAAGAUACUUAUUUUCUUGUUUCUCAUGUGGAAACUGGACAUUGCUUAUUUCUAUUAAAUAACCUCUACCACUCCA
This is a messenger RNA of Pocillopora verrucosa, 1399 nucleotides long. RefSeq names its product BOS complex subunit TMEM147. Lineage: Eukaryota; Metazoa; Cnidaria; Anthozoa; Scleractinia; Pocilloporidae. The record is from RefSeq and is a predicted model, not a curated record.